AUGGAGGAAGACCGAAUGAGCCAACUCCCUGAUGACAUUCUUCUUCUCAUCCUCGAUAAAAUCGACACAUCUCAAGCCGUUAAAACCAGCAUUCUCUCCACGAGAUGGAAGAAUCUGCGGUAUCUCCUCCCUAGCCUCCGCCUCCGCUUCAGCCUCUCCGGCCGCUGCUUACACUUUAAAGAGUUGAGACCUAAACUACUCUCUCUCUACCAACGUGUCUCCCAAUAUCUCUCUCACCGCGACGCCACAGCCACCAUCCACGACUUCCACCUCUCAUUCGACUUAUACCUCUCAUUCGACUUAUGCGACAGGGAAUACAUGGAGGAAUGCGUGUUCUACGCCAUCAAUCACGGCGUUCAAUCCCUCCGCCUCAACUGCCACACCUACCGCGGACUCAGGCUUCCGGCAGCUUUUCUCACCUGCGAGACACUGCGGGAGCUCGAGCUCGGGCAGUUAUGCCGCCCGGUUGAAGUACCUGGACGCUUAUCUUUACCAAAUUUGAAAUCCUUUCAUCUCGAAACUCCUUUGGUCUUCUAUGAUGAUGACAUCAGCAUGGAGCCCUUUUCCGGCCUCCCCGAGCUCGAGAAGCUUACUCUCAUCAAGUAUUCGUGGGAUGGCCUUGUUAUAAAGGCUCCAAAGCUUAGAGUUCUUGAAAUUAUCGAUUUUUAUAAAGUGAAAGAGAUUUCUGCUCCGUUGCUUACCUCGUUUAGAUACGAGUCUGCUAUGGCUUGGGAGUGUACAAAGGUGAAUCUCCCAAAGUUGGAACAAGUGUGUUUAGACAUUCAAGGGAGAAAAUACUGUUACAAUGUAAAUCAUACCAACUUUCGUAGUAUGCUUCGCCAAUUACGGAAUGCAACCUCAGUUUCAUUAAGUUUGGACCUGCAUUAUACAGAUUCUCCAGAGGAAAGUUGGAUCUUUAAAGCAAACUCAGCAAAGUUGGAUCUUUAA
This is a messenger RNA of Salvia splendens (bonfire salvia), 948 nucleotides long. RefSeq names its product F-box/FBD/LRR-repeat protein At5g53840. The transcript is spliced from 2 exons. The coding region runs from base 1 to 948 and encodes 315 amino acids. The record is from RefSeq and is a predicted model, not a curated record. NCBI's taxonomy places the organism in Eukaryota, Viridiplantae, Streptophyta, Magnoliopsida, Lamiales, Lamiaceae. Gene Ontology annotation, molecular function: protein binding.